AGUGAAUAAAUUUAUAUUUCUUUAUUGUUUUUAUAUUAUUAUUAUAAUUGUUUCUGUGUAGUUUCGUUUAAUUAAUAAAAUGGCGCGCCAUGAAAAUAUUGCAACUCAAAGUCAAGCUUCUAGCAUUUGGGGUCAAACCCAAAGCCAACCGAUUGAGAAUAUUAUCUGGGGACGUUUAUAUGGAAAAAAUAUUAAAAUGAAUUCAAUAGAUCUAAAUUGCGAUGAAUUUGCUGCAGGUCGAGGGGAAGGCUGCAAUUUAAUGCUUACCUUAGAUUUUUUGCCAGAAAAGAUAUUGUAUCGCAUAUCGAAGGUUCAUUUUACAUUAAAACGUGUCAAUUGUGAUAUUUCUUAUCCGGUUUACAUACAUGACAACUCUCGAAACGGAACCUUUGUAAAUGGCGAACGAAUUGGCAUGAAUAACGCACGGAUUUUAAAGAACGAUGAUGUUAUUUCUCUGUGCCAUCCAUCCAAUAAAACUUUUGUGUUUAAAGAUUUAUGUCCGAAUGAGGCAAUGGGACUGCCGAAUGAAAUAACAAAGUCUUAUUACGUGAGUCGUAAAUUAGGAUCCGGUGCCUGCGGCUUAGUGCGAUUAGUAUUCGAUAUACGCACGUGUGAUCAAUUUGCCAUGAAAAUGGUUAAGAAAAAUCUUCUCAGCGAAUGUAGUGCUAUUACGCGCUACAAGCCUUCAAGUUCUAAUGAAACUGAAAAGGUUCUCAAUGAGGCAAAUAUUAUGAAGAGUCUUUCUCAUCCCUGUGUCAUUAAAAUGCAUGACAUAAUUGACAGACCAGACGCAGUUUACAUGGUUUUGGAAUUUAUGAAAGGUGGUGAUUUACUGAACCGUAUUGUAACAAAUAAAUAUCUUACAGAACCUAUAUCCAAACUAUAUUUUUACCAAAUGUGCCAUGCUGUGAAGUACUUACACGAUAAAGGUAUAAGCCAUCGUGACUUAAAACCGGAUAAUGUGUUGUUGGAAUCUGCUAACGAAGAAACCUUAUUGAAAGUUUCCGAUUUCGGUUUGAGUAAAUUCGUACAAAAUGAUUCCGUAAUGAAAACAUUAUGCGGUACUCCACUAUAUGUGGCACCUGAAGUACUGCAAACUGGUGGACGAGGAGCCUAUACAAAAAAAGUAGAUAUUUGGAGCCUUGGUGUUGUACUUUUCACUUGCUUAAGCGGUACCCUUCCAUUCUCUGACGAUUUUGGCACACCCGCGACUGAACAAAUAAAACAAGGAAAAUUUCGUUUCAGCCAUCCGAUAUGGAGAAAGGUUUCACAACGCGCCACUACACUUAUAAAAGAAAUGCUGAUUGUAGAUCCGAAAAAGCGGCCAACAAUUGAUGAUGUUUUGAAAAGCAGCUGGUUAAAGGAUAAAGAAAUGUUGCGUAAGGCUAAAGACUUGAUGAACAUUGAAACAAUGGAAAUAGAAGAGGAAGAGGAAAACUUCUUGCAACCACCAAGAAAGCGAGCCAGAAGAUAAACUGAUUUAUGUUUAUUUUUUAAUAUGUAUAUACAAUUAUUAUAUAAUCUAAGUAUUAUAUUCAUUUACCAACUGUUUUCAGCGUAAUCUGUGUAUCAUAGAUUUUUUCUUUAAAUGUAUCAUUGAUUAAGAUGGAAAAUGUAAUCUUCAUUUUUUUCUAUCUACCAAUUCUUGACAUUUAUCAAGAUAACUGGUAGCUGUAUACGGCUACUGAUACUCGUAUUUUGUAAUAAUUGUAAUUGAAAUAAUUAUCUUGACUUGCAUGAGUACUUUGAGAUUACUUAUGAACGUUUAGUUAUAAAAAUUUUUUUAAGUUUUUGAUAAGUGUAUACUAAAAGGAAUAAUAAUAUAUUGAUGUAUUUUGAUUCCAUUUAAACCGAUUUAAGUAAUGGAAAGAAAUUAUAAUGAUUAUGUUGACUGUUCUCAUCGUCGUAUAGUUUGUAAUCGUAAAAAUUCUUAAGCAGAAAGGUUUAAAGAUGAAAUGUGUGCCAAAUUAUUUUAAUUUACCUGAAAUAGUUAAAUGUUAAACUAAAAUUUUUCAAUAAACCCAAA
This is a messenger RNA of Ceratitis capitata (Mediterranean fruit fly), 2026 nucleotides long. It is a transcript of the gene lok, whose product is annotated as ovarian-specific serine/threonine-protein kinase Lok. Gene Ontology annotation, cellular component: nucleus; cytoplasm. Gene Ontology annotation, biological process: protein phosphorylation; mitotic DNA damage checkpoint signaling. The record is from RefSeq and is a predicted model, not a curated record. The coding region runs from base 80 to 1474 and encodes 464 amino acids. The transcript is spliced from 7 exons. Gene Ontology annotation, molecular function: ATP binding; protein binding; protein serine/threonine kinase activity. Lineage: Eukaryota; Metazoa; Arthropoda; Insecta; Diptera; Tephritidae.